UGUACACUUACAUAUUGAGCAUCUUUACACUUGAUUAUAAAAAUAUUGGACCACUCCUUUCCAAGUCAAACACUAACUAUACUUCUUUCUUGGUCUACCACUUAAAAGUUUUUUUCCAAGACACACGCUAACUAUAUGUCAUCUAACAUUUAAUGACAUCGGCGGAUUUCGGAUUAGAAUUUUAUGGGUUUAAUCUUUGAAGGUUUUAGUACUGAACCUAUUGUAAUUGUAAAACUAUGAGUUUAAACUUAUUCUUUGGUGCAAUUUAAUAAAGUUUUAUAGAUAAAUUUAUCUUUGCAUCAAAAAUACUGGAUUCAAAUGAACACGAUAUUUCUGUGAUGCAUCCUCCACUAAUAAUGGAAAUCAUUGUUUUGCUUGUCAUGGCCGAGAAUUUUAAUGGAGCUGUGCACAAAUAACUUUUGCUAAAGUUGUGGCUAUUAACUAACUCACCUCAUCACAUGCUCUACAUAACUGAAAAAUUCAAUGGACAUCCCUUUCCUAUUUAAAGUUUCAAAACAACAAUGUUAUUGGCCAUAACAAGUUCCUUCUAAUUUAUGCAAGCAUGGACAAAGCAUUCGCCUUUUUACUCUUAACAUUCGUGCUACUUCACUAUGUUAUGGCUAGUUCGGCCGCGACAAAAACCAACAUUUCCACCGAUCAAUUGACUCUUUUUUCUUUGAAAUCCCAAAUCAUUUCAGACCCCUUUCACUUAUUGGAUGAAAGUUGGUCCCCAGCUACUUUUGUUUGUCAUUGGGUCGGAAUCACUUGUAGCUCUCGUCAUCAGAGAGUGAAAUCUUUAAAUCUUUCAAACAUGGCUCUUACAGGCAUAAUUCCUCGGGAAUUUGGAAACCUGACAUUUCUUGUUUCUCUUGACUUGGGAAACAACAAUUUCAAGGGAAAUUUACCUCAAGAAAUGGCACGCUUGCAUCGGCUUAAGUUUCUUGAUUUAAGUUUCAACAGCUUCAGAGGGGAUGUUCCUUAUUGGCUUGGGUUUUUACACCAACUUCAAUUUCUAAGUCUUGGAAAUAAUAGUUUCACUGGUUCCAUUCCUGCAUCAUUUUCUAAUAUUUCCACACUCGAGACUUUGAAUCUGAAUUUCAAUUUCAUAGAGGGCCAAAUACCAAAAGUGAUUGGAAGUCUUAUAAACCUUAGAGAACUAAACUUGAUGGGUAACAAGCUCAUAGGGUUUAUUCCUCCAUCUAUCUUUAAUGCCUCGAGGUUGGAGACUUUAGAAAUAUCUGGCAAUUCACUUGAAGGGAACAUUCCAGAAGGGAUCGGCAAUCUUCACGACAUGAACUGGUUGUCCAUACAAGAUAAUCACCUUGAGGGUUCUAUACCAUUCUCCAUUUUCAAUAUUUGUAGAAUCGAAUUCAUUGCAUUUACAAACAAUUACUUAUCUGGAGAUCUUCCCAAUGGUUUAUGCAAUCGUCUUCCAAGACUUAAAGGUCUUUAUCUAUCCAAAAACAAGAUUCAUGGUCAUAUACCUACAAGCUUAUCAAAUUGUUCACAACUUCAAAUGUUGUCUUUAUCAUAUAAUGAUUUUGAUGGACCAAUACAUAGUGAAAUUGGAAGAUUAACUAAUCUGCAGUUCUUGGCUCUCGGAUUUAACCAUUUAACUGGGAUAAUUCCAAAAGAAAUUGGAAAUCUUGUUAAUUUGGCGGAGUUAUGGGUGGAGAGCAACCAGCUUAACGGCUCUGUCCCAAUCUCCAUGUUCAAUAUCUCAUCGCUGCAAAUUUUGUCACUUUGGAGAAACAAUCUUAGUGGAUUCGUACCACGGGAGAUUGGCAACUUAACCAAGAUGCAACUUUUAUAUCUUAGCGAAAAUAGGCUUACUGUAUUUGCAGGUGAAAUACCCAAAGAGAUAAACAAUCUCACUGAGUUGGAGGAACUUACUCUUAGUUAUAAUAGAUUUAGUGGUACACUUGAUAUGGAAAUCUUCAACAUAUCAGGUUUGAGAAUAAUUUCACUUUCAACCAACAAUCUAUCUGGAAGCCUACCACCAAACAUAGGUUCUAUCUUACCAAACAUUGAACAACUUUAUCUGCAUACCUUAACUAAUCUUGUUGGGACUAUUCCUAAUUACAUCUCCAACUGUUCAAAACUUACUAAUCUAGAGCUUUCAGACAACAAACUCAGUGGCUUGAUUCCCAAUUCUCUUGGAUAUUUGACUCAUCUACAGGUCCUAAAAUUGAGCAGAAACAAUUUAACCAGUGACUCCUCGUUAAGCUUCUUUACUUCCUUAACCAAUUGCAGAAAUUUAACAUCUCUUGAUAUAUCUUCGAACCCCCUAAAGGGCAUGCUUCCAGCCUCCCUGGGGAACUUCUCCACAUCUCUUGUAGAUUUUUACACAGACGGUUGCAAAAUAGAAGGGCAAAUUCCAAAUGAAGUUGGGUACUUAAGCAGCUUAGUAGACCUUGAUCUUUCUGGAAAUAACUUGGCUGGAUUGAUUCCCACAUCAUUUGGCAACUUGACAAACCUUCAGCGUUUCAACUUGAGUAACAACAAAUUUACAGGAUUUAUUGGAGAUAAUCUUUGUAAAUUUCAGCGACUGGGUGCUAUUUACUUGGGUCAAAAUCAACUUUCAGGAUCUCUUCCGAAUUGUUUAGGGAACGUUACUUCCCUUAGAGAGAUACAUUUGGGUUCCAAUAAAUUGAGUUCCAAUUUACCAGCAAGCUUAGGGAACCUUAAAGAUCUAGGUGUUCUUGACUUAUCAUCAAACAACAUGAUUGGUUCUUUACCUCCCGAAAUUGGAAAUCUAAAAGCUGCGCCACGGAUAGAUCUAUCAAUGAAUCAAUUUUCAAAUGACAUUCCUAGAGAAAUUGGAGGAUUGCAAAAUUUGGUGCACCUCUGUUUGAGACACAACAAGUUGCAAGGAUUAAUACCUGACUCAGUGAGCAACAUGGUAGGUUUGGAAUUCCUAGACCUUUCUCAUAAUAAUAUAUCAGGAACCAUUCCCAAGUCUUUGGAGAAACUUCAAAACCUGAAGUAUUUCAAUGUUUCUUCCAACAAAUUGUACGGUGAAAUACCCUCAAGGGGUCCUUUUAAGAACCUCUCGAGUCAGUUUUUUAUCUACAAUGAAGCAUUGUGUGGUUCUUCAAGAUUUAGUGUUCCUCCAUGCCUGACUUCAUCAAAGAAUAGAUCAAUUAGGAAAAAAUUGCUAGUUCUAUUUCUUUCACUAGGACUUGCAGUUUUAUUUGUUCCUAUAACUUUUGUGUCUAUGUGGAUAAGGCAUAGACGAGGGGAAAGAGUUCCUCAACAAGCUAAUUCAUUGUCUACCGUAACAAGAGAAAGAAUUUCAUACUAUGAAUUGCUCGAAGCAACUGAUGCGCUUAGCGAGUGUAAUUUGAUUGGUUCUGGAAGUUUUGGCUCUGUUUACAAAGGCGUUCUCAGAAGUGGAACUGCCAUUGCAGUUAAAGUGUUCAAUUUGCAAUUAGAUGCGGCAUUCAAGAGUUUUGAUAUGGAAUGUGAAGUUUUGCGCAGCCUUCAUCAUAGGAAUCUCGUAAAUGUCAUUACUAGUUGUUCCAAUCUUUAUUUUAAGGCUUUAGUGCUCGAUUAUAUGCCUAAUGGAAGUCUUGAGAAGCAUUUGUAUUCGUACAACUACUUCAUCGACCUCAUAAUGAUUGAUGUGGCAUGUGCUUUGGAAUAUCUUCACCAUGGGUGCACGGUGCCUGUGAUUCACUGUGAUCUAAAGCCUAGUAAUGUCUUGCUGGAUGAAAAUAUGGUUGCUCACCUAAGCGACUUUGGCAUUUCAAAACUACUUGGCGAAGAUGACAGUGAAUUAUACACUAAAACCUUGGCAACAUUGGGUUAUAUUGCGCCAGAGUAUGGACAAGAUGGAUUGGUGUCUACUAAAUGUGAUGUGUACAGUUAUGGGAUCAUGUUGCUGGAAACAUUUACUAGGAGAAAGCCUAGUGAGUUUGAGGGAGAUCUUAGCUUGAAGCAAUGGGUAAGUUAUUUACUUCCUGAUGCAGUAAUGGAUGUUGCAGAUGCCAACUUGGUUCUACCGACGGAUAAUCACUUAAGGAAGAAGUUAGAUUGUUUAGUGUCAAUCAUGAAAGUGGCACUAGAUUGUUGUGUUGAAUCUCCAGCAAGACGGACAAACAUGAAAGAUGUUGUUGGGAUACUACAGAAGAUCAGGAUUCAACUUCUCGCAUGUUGAACAUGCUCUUCGCAACUCUUGUUCCAAAUAACUUGUUUUGUUGCAAAUGUUUACUAAAUAAUUGUAUUGAUGUAAAGAAUGUAUUUUUAUUUUAGCAGUUGCGUGGUACAUUGUUCUAGUUUUGCUUUAUAAAUGUUGGUAAAUAACAUUACAGUUUGAAAUACUCUUGUUUAC
Messenger RNA from Capsicum annuum, 4333 nucleotides. RefSeq names its product probable LRR receptor-like serine/threonine-protein kinase At3g47570. Bases 563 to 4159 code for a protein of 1198 amino acids. The transcript is spliced from 4 exons. Gene Ontology annotation, biological process: protein phosphorylation. The record is from RefSeq and is a predicted model, not a curated record. Lineage: Eukaryota; Viridiplantae; Streptophyta; Magnoliopsida; Solanales; Solanaceae. Gene Ontology annotation, molecular function: protein kinase activity; ATP binding; receptor serine/threonine kinase binding.